Molecule: messenger RNA, 675 nt
Organism: Agrilus planipennis (emerald ash borer)
Lineage: Eukaryota; Metazoa; Arthropoda; Insecta; Coleoptera; Buprestidae
Product: L-xylulose reductase
Exons: 3
Biological process (GO): glucose metabolic process; xylulose metabolic process
Molecular function (GO): carbonyl reductase (NADPH) activity; L-xylulose reductase (NADPH) activity
Source: RefSeq, a predicted model, not a curated record
GUAGAUCUGUUAGUUAAUAAUGCAGGAUUAGCUAUUUUGGAGCCGAUAGGACAAAUACCACAAGAAAGUGUUGACAGGAUUUUCGAUAUAAACGUAAAAGCGGUAAUCAAUGUUACGCAAAUAGUUGCAAAAGGUUUGAUAGCACGUAAAGCACCCGGAGCGAUCGUCAACAUUUCUUCUCAAGCGUCGAAAGUUGGACUUCAAGAUCACGCUGCUUAUUGCGCUUCGAAAGGGGCCGUUGAUGCAUUUACAAGGGUUGCUGCCCUCGAACUCGGUCCCCAUAAUAUUCGUGUUAACACUGUUAAUCCUACCGUCAUUCUGACCGAUAUGGGCAAAUUAGGUUGGUCGGAUGCUGCGAAAGCAGGACCGAUGCUUGAAAAAAUUCCUCUAAAACGUUUCGGGGAAGUACACGAGGUAGUUGAUGCUAUACUCUAUCUUCUGAGUGACAAAGCUAGCUUGGUUAAUGGUGUUUCACUUCUAACAGACGGCGGAUACGUUGCUGUAUAAACAAAAAUUAUUGUAUUAUUCUAUUAUAUGUAUUUCUUUAUACACAUCUUGUGAUCGCCUGCCUACAUCUGUUAGACUUUUUCAGUCUCCAUAAUAGUAUCCCGCAGUUUUUUCCCUAUCCCGAGCUUUAAUUAAUCAUGGAAAAAAAUAAAAUUAAUUCGCUUCGUC